GGUCAAUGUGUCAGUUUGUAUAUACAGAGUGUAAAGAUAAGACAGUACGGAUCAACCUUUGACGAGCACUCAUCUUUCCCUUCAAUAUGAUCCGAGAUACGUAUUGGUUUUUAUCUGUAUUGUUGAUGAUAACAUCAGCAAAUGCUAAAAUACGAUGUCUUGAAGGUGUUCGUUUAACAUCACCACUUGAUACUACAAUCGUUACAGAAUGUGGCGACCAUGAGAUCUGUUCUGUGGAGAGAUACGUAACAAAUGAUGGUAUCAUACUGUACAACGUUGGAUGUAAAGACCGCCAGUAUUGUAUAGCAAACCCACUAGGCAAACGUAUAACAAACCCACUAGGCCUAGGCAAACGUGCCGAAACUGUUAUUUGCCGCCAUUGCUGUGAGGAUAAAGAUUUAUGCAACAUGAACCAAUGUGGUGCACGUGUUAAUCUUCCCAUAGGAUCAACCAUAUGUUAUUCCUGCCCUUUGGCAAUGGAUGCUAAUAAAUGCAAUCAUAUUACACUGUGUGACCAAGAUAACGCAUGCUCUAUAAAACAAACACAAAAUUUGAUUGGUAAACCACGUUGGAGUCAUGGUUGUUCAGAGAAAACGCAAUGUGCAACAAUUGCGCUAAGUAAUCCCCAGGGAAUCUGUUCAUUUUGUUGUGACACGGAAUUAUGUAACCGUAACUGUACAAUCAGAUCGACAAUAGCUCCUCCUCCAACUACUACAACUAUGGCGCCAACAACGCCUAUUCCUAUGACGGCCCCAAUUAUUACACAAACUGUUAUUCGACCAACGAAUAUCAAAUAUGGCGAUACCGUUACGAUCGAAUGCAUUGCCACAGGAAAUCCUAAGCCAACAAUAGAUUUCUUAGUUAAGGGUAGAAGAUUGGGCGCUAAUGUACAUGUAAAUCCCACUACACACCUUCUAACAAUAUCGAACUUUUUACCUUAUGAUGAUGGAGAUUACAGGUGUAUCGCUGCAAACUUAUUGGGUGAUGUUCAUAACGAUAUCCACAUACAAGGACAGUAAUACUUAGAGUGGUUGUUUGAAAAUAAAUG
Mytilus trossulus (common blue mussel) is the source of this 1048-nucleotide messenger RNA. RefSeq lists its product as uncharacterized. Gene Ontology annotation, molecular function: axon guidance receptor activity. The transcript is spliced from 10 exons. Gene Ontology annotation, biological process: homophilic cell-cell adhesion; synapse organization. Bases 87 to 1019 code for a protein of 310 amino acids. Gene Ontology annotation, cellular component: neuronal cell body; axon; plasma membrane. Lineage: Eukaryota; Metazoa; Mollusca; Bivalvia; Mytilida; Mytilidae. The record is from RefSeq and is a predicted model, not a curated record.